AACUUCACCGUCCAUAAUUAAACUUCACCAUCCCAAAUGCAACAAACUAUACACUAUAAUUAUAAAUAGUCCUCUUUGAAGCAUGUACCCUACAUUAAAAAUAUUGAGAACACCACAAUGAUGAACGAUAUUCAAGGGUACGUGCCAAUACUCCUUGUUUGGCUAGCCUCAAUAAUAUUGCUCCAAGCCAUAUUCAAAACCUCAAAAUUUCGCCUUCCUCCUAGUCCAUUUGCCUUGCCAAUUAUUGGGCACUUCCACUUACUAAAACUACCCCUUCACAGAUCUUUUCAGAAGCUCUCAAAUCGCUAUGGACCCUUGAUUCACAUCUACAUUGGCUCUAGACUCACUGUUGUUGUUUCCUCUUCAGAAAUAGCCAAAGAGAUCUUCAAAACCCAUGACCUUUCCUUCUCCAAUAGACCAGCAAAUGUUGCUAUUAACUACCUCACUUACAACUCAUCUGAUUUCGGGUUUGCUCCUUAUGGACCCUACUGGAAGUUCAUGAAGAAACUUUGCAUGUCAGAGCUCCUCAAUGGGAAGAUGUUGGAUCAACUACUACCCGUUAGGCAAGAGGAGAUACACAGGUUUUUGCUGAUGAUGAAAUUGAAAGGUGAAGCAUGCGAGGUCGUGAAUGUUGGAGAUGAGUUUUUGAAGCUAACAAACAGCAUAGUGAUGAGAAUGGCAAUAGGAAAAAGCUGUUUCAGAAAUGAUGAUGAGGCUCACAAGGUGACAGAAAGGAUCAAGGAGUCUUCCAAGGUGAGUGGAAUGUUUAACCUAGAAGAUUAUUUUUGGUUCUGUAGGGGGUUGGAUCUGCAGGGAAUUGGGAAGAAGCUGAAGGUGGUUCAUGAGAGGUUUGACACCAUGAUGGAGUGUAUCAUUCGGGAACAUGAAGAGGCAAGAAAUAAAUCGACUGAAAAGGAUGCUCCAAAAGAUGUUCUUGAUGCUCUUUUGAGUAUUUCUGAAGAUCAAAACUCAGAGGUGAAGAUAACCAGAGACAACAUUAAAGCCUUCUUGGUGGAUAUGUUCACAGGAGGGACAGACACAACUGCAGUUACUCUAGAAUGGUCACUGGCAGAACUAAUUAACCAUCCGACAGUCAUGGAGAAAGCAAGGAAGGAGAUUGACUCUAUCAUUGGCAAAGACAGAAUGGUAAUGGAGAUAGAUAUAGAUAAUCUUCCUUAUCUCCAAGCCAUAGUGAAGGAGACACUGAGGCUUCACCCUCCAUCUCCAUUUGUAUUGAGAGAGUCAACUAGGAAUUGCACCAUUGCUGGAUAUGACAUUCCAGCAAAGACUCAGGUUUUCACUAAUGUGUGGGCUAUUGGUAGGGAUCCAAAGCACUGGGAUGACCCUCUUGAGUUUAGACCUGAAAGGUUUCUUAGCAAUGAAAAUGAGAGUGGAAAAAUGGGUCAAGUUGGGGUCAGGGGACAGCAUUAUCAACUUCUGCCUUUUGGGAGUGGAAGAAGAGGGUGUCCUGGAACUUCACUAGCGCUAAAGGUUGCUCACACCACCCUUGCUGCUAUGAUUCAAUGCUUUGAAUUGAAGGCUGAAGAAAAAGGAGGGUAUUGUGGUUGUGUUGACAUGGAAGAGGGACCUUCAUUUAUUCUUUCAAGAGCUGAACCCCUGAUUUGUGUCCCAAAAUCAAGACUCAUGCCAUUCCCUUUGUGUCAUGCUAAAUACUAGUUCUCGGUGUCACUCAAAAUAAGACCAAGUAUGAAACCUAGAAGCAUUGGAUUUUCAAUUAUCAUACUAUCAAUUAAGAUUGUUGCUU
Messenger RNA from Glycine soja, 1765 nucleotides. RefSeq names its product cytochrome P450 93A3-like. Gene Ontology annotation, cellular component: membrane. Lineage: Eukaryota; Viridiplantae; Streptophyta; Magnoliopsida; Fabales; Fabaceae. The transcript has 3 exons. The record is from RefSeq and is a predicted model, not a curated record. Gene Ontology annotation, molecular function: iron ion binding; oxidoreductase activity, acting on paired donors, with incorporation or reduction of molecular oxygen, NAD(P)H as one donor, and incorporation of one atom of oxygen; heme binding. The coding region runs from base 118 to 1677 and encodes 519 amino acids.